AAGCUCAGAAGGAAAGAGUUUUAUGUUUGAAUUUAAAGGAAGAUGAAGAAGAUGAGGUUUUUAUUAGAGGUGCUAGUGCCUGCGCUUUUGACUGGAAUGUUAGCUUCCAUGGCUGAAGGGCGCACCCAUUACUAUGAUUUUGUUCUGAAAGAGACCAAUUUCACGAAGCUGUGCAAGACAAAGAGCAUGAUGACUGUAAAUGAUAGCUUUCCAGGGCCGGUGAUUCGUAUUCACAGAGGCGACCUGGUGUAUAUCAACGUUCACAAUCAAGACGAUUUUGGUGUCACUAUCCAUUGGCAUGGAGUGAAGCAAACAAGGAAUCCAUGGUCAGAUGGUCCAGACCACAUAACUCAGUGCAAGAUUCAGCCAGGAACAAACUUCACCUACAAGGUGAUAUUUGGUGAAGAUCAGGAAGGAACUCUUUGGUGGCAUGCCCAUAGUGACUGGACAAGGGCCAGUGUUCAUGGUGCCAUUGUUAUCUUGCCAACUGAAGGAACCACCUACCCAUUUCCCAAGCCUGAUGGUGAACAACUCCUGGUAUUAGGAUCUUGGUUUUCAGGAGACUUGAACAAGGAAUAUGAGGAGUUCUUUUCAAAUCAAACUUUUGAAACACUACUGGAUGAUAAUGCUUUCACCAUCAACGGCGAACCAGGAGAUCUUGUCCCAUGCGGUGGUGAGACAACACACCGUUUGCUGGUGGACUAUGGCGGGACCUAUCUUCUUCGCAUAGUGAAUGCAGUGGUUAAUGUAGAACUCUUCUUUGCCAUAUCUGAGCAUAACCUCACUAUCGUUGGCACGGACGGAACCUACACUAAGCCAAAAGUGACCAGUUAUAUCAUGAUAGCCCCAGGCCAAACUAUGGAUGUUUUGAUCACAACAAACCAGAGUUUAAGUCAUUACUACAUGGGUGCAAGACGAUUCACAACCUUUACCGCCAAUGCUACCUUCAAUAAUAUGACGGCUACCGCUAUUCUUCAGUAUAGAGGGAACUAUAAUCCCCCGGACGAACCUUCCUUUCCCACUAACCUUCCCUUAUUCCAUGACUGGGAGUCUGGAUUGGGCUUUCUUCCCCUCUUGAGGAGCUUAGCAACCCCAGAGCACCCAGUCAAUGUCCCACUCAAUAUAACUACCAGGAUGUUCAUUACAGCUUCCAUAAAUUUGGUUAAUUAUACACUUGAGGGGACAGAGGUCAGCCAUCUUGGUGCCAGCUUGAACAACAUCACUUUUAUGGACCCAACUUCAAGUAUUCUGCUUGCCUAUUACAGGCACACCAGCGGGGUUUACACUACAGAUUUUCCAGACUACCCACCUUCUUACUAUAACUUCACUGGGGAUAUUCAUGUUCAUCCAUUGUCUGUAGUGGCAACAAAAGUGAAGGUGUUCAAUUAUAAUGAAUCAGUGGAGAUAGUAUUCCAGGGGACUAACCUGCAAGGCCAAGCCUCAGAUCAUCCAAUGCAUUUGCAUGGAUACACCUUUUAUGUGGUUGGGAUGGGUACUGGAGUUUUCAACAAUGAGACUGAUCCAAAAUCGUACAAUUUGGUCGAUCCGUCUGAACGUAACACCAUUACAGUUCCAAAGAAUGGAUGGGUUGCCCUCAGAUUUUUAGCAAAUAAUCCUGGUGUAUGGCUAUGGCAUUGUCAUAUUGAUAGACAUCUCACAUGGGGAAUGGACACUACUUUCAUAGUGAAGAAUGGUGAAACCCCGGACACCAGUAUCCUACCACCCCCUGCUUACAUGCCUUCUUGUGCAGCUCAAUCCCCUAUUAGGCUUGAAGAUUUCCGGGAUUCAGUUGAGCUAGUUGAUAAGAUAAAUGUCAACUGAUUUGGUAUUUUGCUUCAAAUCUAAAGGGUUUGUAAUUUCUUGAGAGUUGUCUUUCUGAAAUAACAACUUCUCUGUACUGUGAUCUCUUAAAAUGGAAAAGUUUAUGCUUGUAGUACA
This is a messenger RNA of Vitis vinifera (wine grape), 1938 nucleotides long. Its product is annotated as putative laccase-9-like. Gene Ontology annotation, molecular function: copper ion binding; hydroquinone:oxygen oxidoreductase activity. The transcript has 7 exons. Gene Ontology annotation, cellular component: apoplast. NCBI's taxonomy places the organism in Eukaryota, Viridiplantae, Streptophyta, Magnoliopsida, Vitales, Vitaceae. Gene Ontology annotation, biological process: lignin catabolic process. The coding region runs from base 43 to 1821 and encodes 592 amino acids. The record is from RefSeq and is a predicted model, not a curated record.